ACCGCGCGCCGGCGCUUUCCUCCGCCGCUGCCGCCGCCACCAUGGAAUCCAACAGGGACGAGGCGGAGCGUUGUAUCGCUAUCGCGGUGGGCGCCAUCAAGGCCGGCCAGGUCGAGAAGGCGCGUCGCUUCUUGGAGAAGGCGCAGCGCCUCUACCCGUCUCAGCGGGUCCGCGUGCUGCUCGAUUCUCUCAUCAGGAGUGAAAAAUCAUCAAAUGGCCAUUCGCAAACCAAGGAAUCCACAAACCCCCACCUUAGAAAAAUGAGUGGGGACAUCCCUGCAGCCAAUGGAGAGGCAGGUGGGGAUAUCAGUAAAGGUUACACUCAAGAUCAGGUAGAUGCAGUUAAGAGGGUAAAACAUUGUAAAGACUAUUAUGAAAUUCUGGGUGUGAGCAGAGACUCCUCUGACGAGGAUCUGAAAAAGGCAUACCGGAAAUUAGCACUGAAAUUUCACCCCGAUAAGAAUCAUGCACCUGGUGCAACGGAGGCCUUUAAAGCUAUUGGUAAUGCAUACGCAGUAUUGAGUAACCCAGAGAAGAGGAAGCAGUAUGACCAGUUUGGAGAUGCAAAAGUCAGUCCCACACGGCACGGGCAUAGCCCUACGGACUUCAACCGAGGGUUUGAGGCCGACAUCUCUCCUGAAGACCUCUUCAAUAUGUUCUUUGGUGGUGGUUUUCCUUCUAGUAACGUUCACGUAUACAGCAACGGCAGAAUGCGAUAUACCUACCACCAGAGGCAAGACAGGCGGGAGCAUCAAGGCGAUGGUGGCCUUGGGCUGUUUGUCCAGCUGAUGCCUAUUCUCAUCCUCAUCAUCGUUUCCGCUCUCAGCCAGAUGAUGGUCUCCAGUCCACCUUACAGUUUGAGCCACAGACCGUCGGUCGGCCAUAUAUAUAAGAGAACGACCGAGCACUUGAAAGUAUCUUACUAUGUAGCUGACAACUUUGCAGAAGAAUACACUGGGACAAAUCUGAAAAAUGUGGAGAGGAGCGUGGAAGACGACUAUAUUGCAAAUCUCCGAAAUAACUGUUGGAAGGAAAAACAACAGAAGGAAGGCUUGCUGUACCGGGCACGUUACUUUGGAGAUUCAGAUCUGUAUCAGAGAGCACAGAAGAUGGGCACGCCAAGCUGCAGCAGGCUGUCUGAAGUUCAGGCAUCUAUGCAUGGAUAACUAUUGCGGAAACAGUCCAUAGAGAGCUAAACUCUUCAGAUGCCUGAAGACUUUGGGGGAAGUGCACUGAGCCAAGGAGACUUUCUAUUUAAAGAAUCAGACCUUAAAUUAAAAUGGAAUUGGAGAAUUAGCAACGCACAACUGCCCUCUCCUCUCUCUCUCUCUGUCUCUGUGUCUCUGUCCAGCAUUAAGACUCGGACAUCUCUUAGAAGGGGGGGGGGGAGAGAGACCAUGUCUUUUUUCUCCUUCCUUCACUAUCAACUGUCAUAUGUCUCUGAGAGCAAGCGUUGAGUUGUUUUUCUUUUAAAGCCUGGAGAAAAUCAGAGAGCUUUUGAAAUUGCACUGGUCACUUCAAAGAGAGUGGGAGAAAUUGGAAGAUCUGUAGGAGUAAAAAAGAAAAGAAAAAUCAAUUUUAAAAAGCAAGAUAAAUUAUUUAGAAUUAACUUAUAGCUGUAAAUAUAUUGUACUUCUAAACUAUGCAGGGAUAGAAUUAAAUUAUUUCAUUAUUUUGCCGAACUUCAUAACCCAAGAUGUGUGAAUUUUAGCCUUUUUCCCCUCUCUCCCUCUCUCUCUGUUUGACCCCGUGAAAACUUUCCUACAUAAAGCAACCUUGUCUGAUAUCACACAAGUUUUGUAUUUUUUAAUAGCUUGGUUUUACUGGAGAAAUAGUUCCCCCCUUUUUUGUAUAAGAGAAUCACUAAAAUUGCUAGGGAAGUUUUUUCUACAUACAAUUUUUGGCCCAGUUUUGGAUUUGUGGUCUAAAUCCAUGACCUUUCAACAGAGGGCUUGAUGCUCAUAGAGCGAGGAGAGAGAUUCGUCCCUUUACUUCGUUGAGGCUGCUUGUGCUUUUCGCGUGGAACUUCUUAUUUUUAUGUUUUGCAGUCCCUGUGUUCUCUGCCUUUUAAUCAGUGUUCAUUCUGGUACAUGGACGUUCUUCAUGGAAACCUCCUCCUGGCCAUUCUCCCCACCCCAACACGCUGAUUUCCAUCUUGCAGUGCUAUAAAGUUGGAAGCAAAGCUGCCUCCUUUUCUUGGCAAACAGCUACUGCUGAUUUCAUUCCAGGAACCUAGCGUCCGUCAGCAAAGUGGGUCGCCCCCGAUACAUAUCCUCCAUUCAUACUGGUGGGGCUUUGGUAGCCCAAGGAAGGGAAGUCCAAGGCAUAGCAGCCUUGUUUGCUGGCUUUUGCCCUUUAUCGGUUUCUGUACGAGAACAGGAUCUUUUUGUCAGAAGAGGUUUUGCUACAGUCUCUGUUUGCUUGAGCAAGUUAAAAGAAGGGACUGGUACUAUUCCUUUUACUUGACUGGACAGUAUAGUCUAUUUUCCAUUGGAUUUUUAAAAAAUAGUAACCCAUUUCCCUUAGUGAUGCCCAUCCUGUUUUUUGUUUUGUGUUUUUAGAAGCAGAUACUGUGCUUUUAACAUUACUACAUGCAGCUGAGUAAAGGUUAAUGCUCACAGUUCUGACGAAUCUAGUUGUGUGCUCCUCCUGUCUCUGUGCUGGAUCCUCCAUUGUCAUCUAGGGAAGGUUAUCCUGCAUUCAUUCCUCUUGCGUGGAACUAAAUAGGUGCUCUUGACCAAGGGAAAUGUGUCCUGUUAAGAGAAGACUUGGUUACGCUGAGUUACCACUGACCACACCAGCUGGAUUCCUCUCUGUUUUGCUCUUCCUUUUAUCCAGAGGCAUUUUCUAUACAGAGCAUUCAGAAUUCCUUGUUCAAAAUAGAAUACAGGUACCAAAUGAUAGGUUAGGUGUAACUGGUAAAAUAUCCUUUUAACUCAUCCUGUUCUUUUGGAGCCGACAAACUGGAUAUUCAUUUAAGAUAAGCCACUGAGUUUGCCUUUUAAUCAGUCUUGAUACCUGCCAUACGUUUGCCCACACUGAAGGACGGAUUUGCUCAGUGUGUACUUAAAGCCACAAGAAGGCCGCCCUGCCCUAUGUUGUUUUGUGAUGGAAGACCUGGGCCACAUCGUUGUCUAAAACCUCAGUCCUGUUAACUAACCUGCAGUGAUCCCUUGAGCUCCAACUGUGUUUGGAGGGUCACCCCAUUCAGCAUGAAAUUGCCGACAUCUUGGAAAACAGCAUUGGCAGUCCCGGUGCCUACCUGUCCACAAACCUUUUGAUUUCUUAAGUAGAUAGCUAGCCAUGGAUGUUAUGAACGAUGUGCAAUAAAGAAGCAUAGAUCCUGAGAGAUACUUGCAAAGGCUUUGUUUGUUAAUUUAGAAUUAUACAAUUGUACAUCUAUAAAUAAAGAUUUAUAACAUGGAA
Messenger RNA from Zootoca vivipara (common lizard), 3426 nucleotides. RefSeq names its product DnaJ heat shock protein family (Hsp40) member B12 (gene DNAJB12). NCBI's taxonomy places the organism in Eukaryota, Metazoa, Chordata, Lepidosauria, Squamata, Lacertidae. The record is from RefSeq and is a predicted model, not a curated record. Gene Ontology annotation, molecular function: Hsp70 protein binding. Gene Ontology annotation, biological process: cellular response to misfolded protein. Gene Ontology annotation, cellular component: endoplasmic reticulum membrane.